UUACUCUUUGAGCAAUAUGGCGACUAACGUGAGUGAAAACAUUGGAGUCGGUUUGUUGUGCUGAGAAAGUGUGUGAGCUCCGACAGAUGUGGUCCUUCAGAGCCUAUGUGUGUCCGGAUAAACCUGUCUCAUGGACUUUGUGCUGCUCACCUUCUUUCUGAAUGUUUUACCUCGGACUCAUCUCCCGGAAGCUACAAAGCUAAUGACGCUAGCUUAGCAUGCUAGCUGCUUAGCAACAGUUUGAAGGAAAACAAACAGCGUUUUUUGACGGAGUUUGUUCGGAGGAAAAGUUUCUGUCAUCGUGUGAAAAUGUCUAAAGUCCAAAUGCUGAGAGGGCUGGUGGAGCAGUGACUAACUGCGGCUGCUGAAGAGAUAUUUGGGCUGGUUGAAAGAACGAUAGCAGAGUACGAGGAGGAACUGUGUCGUUCUAAAGAGGAGCACGAGCGCCAACGGAAACGACUGGACGCUGUUUUCAGCCCUCAGCUCCGGCUGCACAGAGCAGAGCUCCCACAGCAACAUGUCUGUAAGGAGGAGGAGGUUCUCUCGGACCAGCAGCUCAACAUGCCAGUUAUAACCUCUGUGGAAUCAGAAGCAAACCGUGACCACCAGCUCCUCUCUCACAACUCUCAUAGAGCUGAGAGCCAAGAUCAGAAAGGAGGCCAGCAUGGAGACUCAGGGUCAACUAGAAAUGCAGAGCCAGAACCAAAGAAGAGACGACGCAAGAGCAGAAGUCACAGCAACAACGUAGACAACACUAACAUGUCAGAGGUUUACCCUAAUACUCAAACAGACGUCCAGAAGCUGUCGGGGGUUAAAGCAGAGGUUCCCCCUGAGCAGCAGGGGUGGAGCUCCAGUCUGGACCAGGAGGACCCAGACCCCCACACACAUAAAGAGGAACAGCAGCAGCUCUGGACCAGUCGGGAGGAAGAGCAGCUUCAAGGGCUGGAGGAGGCUGAUAUCAAGUUCCCGUUAACUUCUAUCCCUGAGAAGAGUGAAGAAGAUGAUGAAGAGAAAGCUCAGUCCUCACAGCUUCAUGAAAGCCAAACUGAGGAGAACAGAGAAGCAGAGAGAACAGGAGCUGAUGGAGAGGACUGUGGAGGACAAGAACCAGCCAGGAACUCAGAUCCAGAUAGUCCUUUACAACCAGCUACUCAUGACAAGACUUCAGACUCCCCUGAAUCUGAUGAUAGUGCAGAAUGGGAGGAGACUAGGGAACCUCAGACAGGUUUAAACCUUCUGCCAAACAAUGAAGAACCUGUAAGUGAUGUUGGAUGUAACACUGGAAACACAUCAGUUAGCUCCUCUGAAUGUAAAGGAAGCUUUGGCCGCAAAAAACAUCUGCAGAAACACUCUGGAGUCCAAACACAAGAGAAACCAUUUAGUUGCUCAGUUUGUGGUAAAAGAUAUCUUCGGAAGAAAACCUUAAUGACUCACAUGAAACUUUAUUCAAAAGAAAAAUGUUCCACCUGCUCAGUUUGCAAAGCAAGUUUCUGUCAGCCUGGCAAUUGGUUGUACACAUGA
This is a messenger RNA of Etheostoma spectabile (orangethroat darter), 1521 nucleotides long. Its product is annotated as gastrula zinc finger protein xFG20-1-like. The record is from RefSeq and is a predicted model, not a curated record. Gene Ontology annotation, molecular function: DNA-binding transcription factor activity, RNA polymerase II-specific; RNA polymerase II cis-regulatory region sequence-specific DNA binding. NCBI's taxonomy places the organism in Eukaryota, Metazoa, Chordata, Actinopteri, Perciformes, Percidae. Gene Ontology annotation, biological process: regulation of transcription by RNA polymerase II. The transcript is spliced from 3 exons.